Molecule: messenger RNA, 210 nt
Organism: Neospora caninum
Lineage: Eukaryota; Apicomplexa; Conoidasida; Eucoccidiorida; Sarcocystidae
Exons: 2
Coding region: 1-210 (69 amino acids)
Source: RefSeq, a predicted model, not a curated record
AUGAGUUGCUUCGCCAAAAGCGUCGCGUGUGCCGUUUCAAACUGCAGGGGAGCCUGCAUGCUCGACACCUGCGCAGACCAUUGCGUGCAGGUUCGUCCCCACUGUUCUGAGGUGCACUGCAGAGACGCGCUGUUGGCCUGCACGGAACUGCCAAGCCUCCCCCCGGCGUGCACUGAGAACAAGGUGGAUUAUUGGGAAAUGCGGAGAUAA